CAGUGACUGCUCACAUUUGCCAUGGCUAAUAUUGCUGAAGUWUUUAGCUAGGUUGUUCUUGAAGUGCUUCGAAUCUGCCUUGGGAGGGUUUUCCUUGCUGGGGUUUGCUCAGCAGCAGUGUUUUUUUUUUGUGUAUUUGUUUUUGUUUUUGUUUGUUUGUUUGUUGUUGUUGUUUUUUUUUGACGCGUUCCAUACACAUGGGCUCCCUUUGGUGUACAAGUUCUACAGACUAGACACGCCUCGUCUGUGAUCUUUUUGACGCUUGUCUACAAUGGAUUGCAGUAUUCUGUCAUUAGUUGGCGUUCUCCUUCUUGUAUAUCAUGCAGUUAAAUUUGCACUGCAAGUCAUCCAAGGAAUCAAAACUUUUAUUCUCCCAUCGCUUGGUUUCAGGAAAGAUUUGAAAGAAUUCGGUUCGUGGGCAGUUGUGACUGGCUGCACAGAUGGAAUUGGAAAAUCGUAUGCUAAACAAUUAGCCCAGCAAGGAAUAAACAUUGUUUUGAUGAGCAGAAACUUGGAAAAACUYCAGAAAGUUGAAGAAGAAAUAAGAUCUGAAUACAAUGUAGAGACAAGAAUAAUAGUGAUAGACUUCACGGGUGGACAUGAGAUAUACCAAGACAUUGGUGAUAAACUAAAGGACCUAGAAAUAGGAAUACUAGUUAAUAAUGUUGGAAUUGGAAUUGGAAAAAAUGACUUCUUUCUGACAUACCCAAUGAAGGCUUUUAAUGAGCAGAUUAAUGCUAAUGAUCUCUCUACUGUCAUGAUAACUUACAUAGUUUUACCAAUUAUGGUUGCAAGGAAACGUGGGCUUAUUAUCAAUAUAUCGUCUAUAUUGGCCCUGGCUCCGAGUCCUUUUAAUGCAACCUACCCAGCGACAAAGGCUUUUAUGGAUGUCUUUGGUCAGUGUAUCAGCGCAGAGUACAGCGAUAAAGGAAUACAAGUUCAGAAUGUCACACCAGGGUAUGUGUCUACAAAGUUAACUAACUACAUGGAAAAAAAUUGGCUGGUACCAUCUCCUGAUCGUUUCGUUCAUCAAGCCUUGGGAACUGUUGGAAAGGAAAAAAAAACGAUGGGAUAUUGGAGCCAUUCUUUAUCGAUUUGGUUUGGGCUGAAUAUCAUGCCAGUAUCUAUGAGAGAUUCCAUUAUCUGGAAUAUAAUGUCCAGUUUUAAAGAAAACGCCUCCAAAGAAAAAACGCAAUGAGAAGAAAAGGAGAAAUUUGGACACAAAGACUGAAAAUGAACUUUCUUAAGGCCAAAUUAGACGGCACAACUUUUACUUAAAAYCAUUGAAUGCAACGUAUGCAAGUCAGAUGUACAAGAUGGCUACAACUUCCAGAGSGAUUUAAAACAAUUGCUUGAUAGCCGCAUGACAGUUGUAAGUCAUGUCGUAAGGGGUCACAUGCGAUGGUUGUACGCAAAAGUUGUGUCAUCUAAUUCGGCCUUUAAGCAUAGCUCCAAA
Exaiptasia diaphana is the source of this 1456-nucleotide messenger RNA. RefSeq names its product inactive hydroxysteroid dehydrogenase-like protein 1. The record is from RefSeq and is a predicted model, not a curated record. Gene Ontology annotation, cellular component: endoplasmic reticulum. Gene Ontology annotation, molecular function: oxidoreductase activity. NCBI's taxonomy places the organism in Eukaryota, Metazoa, Cnidaria, Anthozoa, Actiniaria, Aiptasiidae. The transcript has 11 exons. The coding region runs from base 272 to 1198 and encodes 308 amino acids.